GGCCAGCCAUUACUCAAGAGCCUGGUGUAUCACUUCACCCAGAAAUUCUCUAUGCCUACCAAGAUUAGAAUAGUCAAGAGAUCUCAAUUAGAUGCCAAAGAACGCUGCAAUCAAAGCUAUCAAGAUGGCAACGGAAGAAGCAACUCCCAACAAUGAUGACAGUGGAACGCCAAAUUCCACACCCUAACCCAUUCAAAGAAAACAUUGACCCUAAAGCCCAAGAAGGCAAGUCACCCACUAGACCCACUGAAAGAUUGAGAGAAGUCCAGGCCGACAAAUAAGACCCUACUUGCAUCCUCAAAAUAGGUAAACUUGGUGAGCAACUAGAUGAACAGUUUGUACUAUUCCUACAGGCAAACUUCUCAAAUCUUGAGACAACGAUAUUUCUUUCACCAAAUUGUGGGAUAAAAUUUAGCAUCGCUGACUUGGGAUGUGUUAUUGGGCCUAAUACUUUUUUUGCAGCACAAAAUAUCAUAGAUUCGGUCGGUGAAGUUGAAAUUUCAGUCUGAUGAGAUCGAUUCAGGCUCUACCUGAGUUUCAUGUCUUCUUCAACGAUCAUGUUGUCAAUAAUUUCAACACCCUUUUCAUUUCCAUGCCUUCAAGUAAAGAAUACUAUGCAACUGGUGUGUCUGGUUCUGUUCACAAUCGUUUGUUUCCGAAGGCCAGUUUUGAUUUUAUUCACACCUCUUACUCGCUUCAGUGGCUCUCAAAGCUGCUGAAAGAGCUGGUGGAUAAACAAUCUCUGGCAUGGAAUAAAGGGAAAGUUUCGUAUCCAAAUUCAGCCAAGGAAGUGGUGGAAGCUUACAAAAUGCAUUUUGGAAAGGACAUAGAGUGGUUUUUUAAUGCCAGGGCCUUGGAAAUUGUUUCUCUGGAGAUCUUAUGGUUCUUUCUAAUCCCAAGUGUUGCGGAUUCCCAUUGCAAGUGCGUUAUAAUUGCAGUUUUUGACCUCUUGGGAUCUGCCCUCAUGGAGUUAGCCGUCCAGGGAUUAGUUGACGAAGAUAAAGUGGACAAUUGCAACCUUUCAAUCCCAGAUGAGAUAGCCUCCUUGAUUGAGAGCAACAAUGGCGAUUUCAUCUGAAGAUGGAUUAGUUAUUGUCUCACCAGGUCACUGAUCUUAACAUCAUGGUCAUGCAUUUGACAGCAGGCAUGAAGAGCAACAUCCGGGCAAAUUUUGGAGCAGAGAUUGUUGAACAAGUUUUCGGAAAAUUCAAGCAGAAAAUUGAGGCGUCUGCUGUUCUCAUUGACCCAAUCUACAAGCGAACAUAUGGAUUAUUUAUUUUUCUUAAGGAUAAACCUUAUUAGAAAUUGAAAGAGUGUAGGAGUUUAAAUUGAAAGACAGAAAAGUUCAGAAGCAAUUGCUCAAGAUUUCUUAUUUGGGUUGUAAUUGUUUGAUUAAGUUAUAGUAAUAACGCUUGAAUGUGUAAUGGCGCAGCCAAAAUAUGACUCAAUCUUCCUUUUUCUUCUCAUUUAUUAAAAAACAUCUUCUGGAGUCCUUGAGCUAAUAUGUUUCUAUUGAAAAGAGUAGAACAUCUUGUUGAAGUCUUGGCUAAUUUCAGGAAAGUAAAAUGUAACAACUAUAUAUGCUGUGAUCUAGUUGUAUAAAGUUUGCAGCGAUAAAGAAAAUCUGUUUUUAUA
Messenger RNA from Mangifera indica (mango), 1635 nucleotides. RefSeq names its product loganic acid O-methyltransferase-like. The coding region runs from base 509 to 1078 and encodes 189 amino acids. Gene Ontology annotation, molecular function: S-adenosylmethionine-dependent methyltransferase activity. The transcript is spliced from 2 exons. Gene Ontology annotation, biological process: methylation. The record is from RefSeq and is a predicted model, not a curated record. NCBI's taxonomy places the organism in Eukaryota, Viridiplantae, Streptophyta, Magnoliopsida, Sapindales, Anacardiaceae.